CCCCUUCCAGGCUUCUACGCCUUCUCCCAUCACGAAUAGAAUUUGCUUCUUCUACGCCUUUUCCCAUCGCGAAUAGGAUUGCAGAAAUCAAUCAAUAAAUAUUCACUGAAUCGGAAAUCCGCGGCGUUUACUGCAAUCUGCGAUUCCAGAGAUAGAAUUAUCGACGUUUAAGCUAUGGAUGCUUACGCCACCGCGGGUGUUUUCCGGCGAGUCCCUUACGCCGUCAGCUCGGGAAUCGGUUCCCGAUCGUCUCAUCACGCGAAGAUUCCCUUCUCUGUGGGGCGCAAGUGGCUGGUUUCUGGGUUUACAGACGAGGGCCACUUGGGGUACUAUUCCACCUCCCGCCGGAGAAUCAGGUGCGAGGUCGAAUCGGAGACUAUGCGGCGCGAUGAUAAGGUCAAGGACAAAAAGAGGAAGAAAAUGCUCAAGAAGAGGUCGAAAUUGCUCAAGAAUUUGUCAAAGGACCUGUCUACGUUGACCCAGAUUGGUUUCGGGAUGGAUUGCUCUAACCCGUGUGAUCUGAUUGAUCAAGAUCAAGAAAAGAAGAUUUCGGAGGCUGCAGAAACAUUGCUGGCUCAACUCCAAAAACUAAGGGCAAAUGAGUGCGAAGAUUCGUCAAGCUCUUCAUCCGAAUCGAGCGAUAGCGAGUGCGAGGGUGUUGCGAAUAUGAACAAAAUGAAGCCCAAGCCCAAGCCCAAGCCCAAGCCCGUCGCAGAAAAGGCUCCAUUGAUGCUUUCUACCAUAUUGACAACACAGGUAGAUGCGAUCGAUGUUGAGCCAGUGAUCGUUGUUCCAGAGUCGCAGCCGGCUAUUCCAGAUUCCAUCAUCUCUCUGGGGCAAUCCGCAGGAGUUGGGGGAAUUACGAAGGAGGAUGAAACUACGACGAAGAAAAUUGAGGUGUGUAUGGGUGGGAAGUGCAAGAAAUUAGGCGCUGAAGCUAUACUGGAGGAACUUGAGAGGGUGGUUGAAAUGGAAGGCGGCGGGGUUAGCGUUUGUGGGUGCAAGUGUCUGGGGAAGUGCAAAGUGGGUCCAAACCUCAGGCUGUCGAGCAGCAGCGCCGCCGAGGGCUUGUCUGAAAGCGGUGUCAAAUUGCCGCCCACUAGGUCUCUGCGUCUCGGCGUUGGUGUUGAGGAUGCGAGUUUAAUCUUGCGCCAGGAAUUAGGCCUCGCUGCAUCUUCAUCACUAGUAGAUUAAGAAAUAUUAGAUUAGAUUUUCUAUCUCUUAUAAGUUAUAACUAUAUAUAUAUAUGACAAAUAUUGUGCUCCUGAAUCUAGCUUAGUGGUUUGAAGGUUGAGUAUGAGUUUAAUUAUCUAGUAAAUACUCAGGUUUGAAUCUCUGCUUCCCUUGGAAUUGGAAUUCCAAUGCAAUUCCACAGCUCAUGGAAAAGGAAAAAAAGUGUAUAUUUGACAAAUUUGUCUUCCACCAUCGUUGUUAUUAUUAUUAUUAUUAUUAUUAUUGAGUACUAA
This is a messenger RNA of Ipomoea triloba (trilobed morning glory), 1466 nucleotides long. RefSeq names its product diacylglycerol O-acyltransferase 3. Lineage: Eukaryota; Viridiplantae; Streptophyta; Magnoliopsida; Solanales; Convolvulaceae. The record is from RefSeq and is a predicted model, not a curated record. The transcript is spliced from 2 exons. Bases 175 to 1194 code for a protein of 339 amino acids.